Messenger RNA from Trachemys scripta elegans, 431 nucleotides. RefSeq names its product ubiquitin like modifier activating enzyme 5 (gene UBA5). The coding region runs from base 105 to 416 and encodes 103 amino acids. The record is from RefSeq and is a predicted model, not a curated record. Gene Ontology annotation, biological process: protein ufmylation. Lineage: Eukaryota; Metazoa; Chordata; Testudines; Emydidae. Gene Ontology annotation, molecular function: UFM1 activating enzyme activity. The transcript is spliced from 3 exons. Gene Ontology annotation, cellular component: cytoplasm; cytosol.
CGGGGAGGACCCUGCUUGUGGGGCUCCCGGCCGGAAGCCUGCCGGGAGUGGGGACGUGUCUCUGCGCGGCCGGGCCGAGUGUGUGGCCGUCGCGAGCCGCUGCCAUGGCCUCGGCCAGUCUGGUGGAGAAGCUGCAGCUCCGCGUGCGGGAGCUGGAGGAGGCGCUGGCCAGGGAGCGGGGCGGCGGGCAGGGCCAGCGGGCUCGCAUCGAGAGCAUGAGCCCGGAGGUGACCGACUCCAAUCCCUACAGCCGCCUGAUGGCAUUAAAACGAAUGGGAAUUGUGAACGAUUAUGAGAAAAUCCGUACCUUUACGGUAGCAGUAGUAGGUGUUGGUGGAGUUGGCAGUGUGACUGCUGAAAUGUUGACAAGAUGUGGCAUUGGUAAGGUAAUAUACAUUUUUUUCAUGUACCAGUAAACAGAUGAACUAGUC